UUCCGCCUACGGGCGCCUCCUGCUAAGCUGAAGUUAGCCCUUUGGGGCUCCAGGAUGGGCAUCCUGGGGACUGUCAGGUCAGCUAGGGGAAGAGCACAGGGCCCCACAGGUGCGGGUCCUUGCUCACUGACAUGCACUGCUUAGGGAGUCCGGUAAGCCACGGAACACCAUGCAUCUCUUCCUUCCGUACAGCGCACAGGUCGGAACUCUGUGUUGAGACUCCUGUUUCUGCCCGGCGGGACACCAGCGCCGCUCAGAGUGCACCCGGACCAAGGUUGCGGACUCCAGUCGCUAUGGUAACGUGGCCCGAGCUUUAGGCGCGGGCGGGAGAGUGCGGAUGCUCGGAAUCCUGUAGACCCCGGUCCCGCCUGGCGCAGCUCUAGGUCGUACGCAGGAGUCGAAGCUAAUUCCGUAGGGUCCUGCCGGGUGACACACGCGGUGAGUGGACGGCCAUCGCAUCAGGUUCUGCUCCCCUGUAGCUUUGACCCAGACUCCCGAAACGCCUAUCUCGUGAGUAGCUACACGCGGUUAUCCUCGGAUAGCCUCCAGCACCAGCACUGGGUGCAGGUUUCACUCAAACCGGCACAUAACUGCAUUGUUUUCACUGCUUUGCAACCUGCAACAGCGCUUCAGUCCCUCAUUGACUUCAUUAGUCCAUUGUCUUGUAGACUGCAUUAUUUCCUGGGUUGGCCCGAUGUUUAACGUGAUUAAGUUACACUUUUUUUUUUUUUUUUUUUUUUUUUUUGGAGCUGGGGACCGAACCCAGGGCCUUGUGCUUGCUAGGCAAGCGCUCUACCACUGAGCUAAAUCCCCAACCCCUAAGUUACACAUUUUUAACAAGAAAAUGGCAGCGUCUCUCAGAAGGCAGACGCCCGUUACUGGGGAAUACUUUCGUCGCUAAGUUUUGAGUGGUUUAAGUGGUGCCUGCCAAGUGGCUAACAUAAAGCUACUAUUUUCUGCUCUGCAUGAUGGCACGUUCCUUAAAGUCCCAGCACUUGGGAGGCAGAGGAAGGCGGAUCUCCUUGAUUUCAAGGCCAGCCUGGUCUUCAUACUUCCAGGACAGCCAGAGAUUUGUUGAGACCCUUUCUUAAAACCUAAAUAAGUAACAGAGUUACUAUUUUCUUAUUGUAAAUAAUAAAUACCAUUUGGGGAGGUGCUUGACUGUGUCUUGCUUCUAACCAUAUUUUCCGUUACUAAUUUUAGCAUACAUCAGUGAAAGCUUCCUGAUUUUUUUUUUUUUUUGCUUUAAUCUCUGUCUUAUUCUUGCUAUGUUAGGUGGAGAAAAUGAAUCACACGUUAACUGAAUCAAACCAUUCAAACCUUUCGGACUAAACUGGGAUACAGUUUCCAGCAGUCUUUAUUUAGAAUCUGGAUCAGAGUAGGUUUCAAUCACUGCUCUGGCAGCUGGGGCCCUGGGAGAGCUGCAGGAAACAGGCACAGAAUGUAUUCUCCAGGGCUCCUGCCUGGGUACAGGUCUGUCCUCCCUGAGGAUAAGAGGUGAAGGAUAACCACAGCUCCAAGGGAUUGGGGAUGGCACAGGCUAGUCAUGCAGAGAUGGAGUUCAUUGAUGUCCCCACAGGGAGGACCUCAAAAGUCACUGCCCUUCCACUAUAUCCUGGAAUCCUUUAUGAAACUGCUUCAUAACGACCAUGCAGGAAUUCCCUUGGCUUCAGGAACAGUCCCAUAUAAGCCCAUUGUCUUAGUUACUGUUCUAUGGCUACGAAGAGACCAUGACCAAAGCAACUCUUAUAAAAGAAAGCAGUUAACUGGAGGCUUACUGCUUCAGAGGCUUAGUCUACUAUCAUCAUGGCAGUGAGCAUAGUUCUGGAUAGCUGACAGCUACAUUCUGAUCCACAGACAGACGGAGAGACAGCCCAGCAUGGCUUUUGAAACCUCAAAGCCCACCCUAGUGACACACUUCUCCUGCAAGGCCACACCUCCUAAUCCUUGCAAUCUUCUCAAAUAGUUCCACUCCUUGUUGACUGAGCAUUUGAUAUGUAAGCCACCACACCCGUAUAUCAGCUCCCAGGAUAUACUUCUUUUGCUUUUCUCUGGGAUAAUUGACUUGCAGGACCUGGUCUAUUAUUUUUCUCCCUCUCCCUGAUAGUACUUUACCUUCAAGCAAUACCAAUCUUUUCAGAAAGCUGAAGAUUUCCCAGUCACAGCACAUCCUCACUAACUGGCCCAAUGACUCUUCUGGUCCUGUGUCUCUUGUCUCUUCUUAAGCACCCAGAUAAUUCCAGUAAUUUCAGUCUGAAGAGCCAGCAUCUCUAUUCUGAGUCCUGGAUUUUCUUUUUACUGAAGCCGUUAGGCCUCAUUUGAAACUGGCAGAGAAUCAGCACCUGCAUUGCCUGAUGUGGAGUCAGAGAGCCGUGGCAUUUAAGUGUGGUGGCCUCUUUCUGCCUCUGGCAGCCUUGGUCCUGAAGUAAUUAUGUAUGUGGUAUUUGUCAAAUAUUUUCUAAUUUCUAUUACUCCUACAUUUAUUAGCUGGCACUUUGCUGUAAAACAAUCUUUCCUUAUAAUUUUUCCAUUAAUUAAUUUAUUCACCUUACAUCUCGGUUGCAGCUCCUCUUCUCCUUCCUCUCUCCCCUGUUAAGGCCUAGGUAACUAUUGCCUGUCCAGCAGCCGUUUUGUGAUGUUAGCAGUAUAAGGAAACUUUCUCAUGCUCUAGCUGAUCGCAUUUUCUGUUAUGGUCUAUGCUUUGGUGUUCUUGGGAACAAAUAGAGUUAAAACUGCUUUGUAUGGUUAGCCACAAGAAGCCUGGACCCGAACCACCCAGCAGCCUUCCUGCACCUGUGCCUGAGCUUUUGUAGUUUCUUGUCUUCUUAAGCUGCCCCUGGGAUAGACCUCAACAUAAGAGAGCCACCCGCACUGAUGUAAGAAGCCAUUUGGAGUAAAACUCUCAUUUUGAGUAGGGGUCGAAUAAAGUUUAAGUUCCCAAGACUUACCUGGGAAUUGACAUCCUACUUGGCAGAAAAAGAGACGUGUAAAUGGGUAACUGACAGCCUGGUUGGCAAGCCAAGUUGCCACAAUUGACUACCCCAACCAAUGGGAGCAGGAUAAGUGUACAAGAAGCACGUGCUCCUAAGGAGAUUCCCUGUCCCUCAGCUCUGAUUGGUGAAAUAACUUGGCACAGAUGCUUUUGGAUUUCAAGGCUUAAAAGCUCUGUAGGAUCCUGGUUUCAGGUCACAGGUAACUCUUAAGUCUGGUCUGUGGCCCUGAUCAAUCAGUCCUGGCGCAAAUGCUCAAUAAACUAUCCCUUUCUGACUAAGAUUGAUGUUUGAGUGGUUUGUGAGGUGACUCCUGGACCCCAGCACCCCCCGACCCCCAACACUCUAGAAGUCUGAAGCAGAAGUAGAGGCAGAAAGAUCUCUGUGAGUUCCAGGCCAGUGUGGUCUACAUAGAGAGUUUGUCUCAGAAAAACAAAAAGAAAAACAAAGACUGAAUUCUCUUUAAACUAGCCAUCCUGUCUUUGUUGCCAGGCGGUGGUGGAGCACAUUUUUUUUUUUUUUUUAGUAUAGAAUAGAAUUUAUCUGGGGACAUGGAAAGGGGAGUUGAGAAGGGAGUAGAGGCAGAGAAAAAGAGGGGACAGAGAAGGAUGGGGGGCAGACUAGGGACACACGUGGAGAGCAAGGGGGAGGGUAAGGGGAGAGAGGGAGAAAGGGGUCAGGGAGAGAGAAGUGGCAGAGUGGUGGAGCACAUUUUUAAUUGCAGCACUCAGAAGGCAGAGAGAGGCAGAUCUCUGAGUUCGAGGCUAGCCUGGUCUGCAGAGUGAGUUCCAGGAUAGCAAGGGCUACACAGAGUAACUCCCUUCCUCUCCCCCUCCAAAAAAGAAAACAAGUGCCCUACAGGCUUGCCUGCUUAUGGCUUGAUCUUCUGGAGGCAUUUUCUCAAUUGAGGUUCCCUCUUCUCACAUGACUAUAGCUUGUGUCAAAUUGACAUAAAAUUAACUGGCAUAGGGAGGAGUGAUUGACUCAUUUUACACAACCAUAGAUGUCACAAGGAAAGACAAGACAAGAACUAGAGUCAGGAGCUGAAGCAGGGGCCAUGGAGGGCACUCACUGUUCACUGGCCUGCUUGCUCUUCAUGGUUUGCCCAGUUUGUUUUCUUAUCCCACCUGCCCAGGGUGGUACCAUCCACACUGGGCUAGACCCUCACACAUUAACCAAGAAACUGCCUCACAGCCUUGCUUACAGGCAGUCUCGAGCAGUCUGAUGGAGGCAUUCUUUUCAACUGACAUUCCUUUUCCCAAAUAACUCCAAGCUCGUGCCAGGCUAACAAAAAGCUAAGCAGGACAUCCUGUAGCACACACAACAUGGCUUCAGAAUGGCAGCUCAUUUUCCUAUGAAAAACAGGCCUAUUAUAACUGUCAGGUAUAUUGCUUAUGUGCAGUUUUUACAUUUACUUAGAAUGUAGAACCAAAAUAUUAUUUUUCAAAGUCUGUGUGUGAUACCCAUUUUUAAUGGCAUUAGGCUUUCUCGUUUUUAUUUUACUCUGAAUGCUUAUUACUAAGUUUUGUGGGUUUGGGGGCAUGUGAAACAUUGUAUGUAUCUAAUAGUCCACAUGGACCUAGCUCUUAAGUGUGAGAUUGUAUGACUUCUCUUCCAUUUUGUUUCUCAAUUACUUGUGUGACCCAGGGAGUGUAGUAAGAUAGUGGAGAUCCAUUUAAAAAUUGUAACCGUAACUUUUAUUCUCAGUUUACUGCUUCAGUCUGCUCACCUAAGCUUAGUCCUGGAAGCUUCCAGCCUCUAUACAAUCUUAUCUAGGCCUAGAAUGUUUUUAGUCUCUGAGACUUGCUACUAAAUAAACUUACUCCUUCCCAGUUGUUUCUUCAGUCUAGGUGUCUGGUUGAGUUCAGCUAUUAUGACUCAAGCUUCUCCCCCAGCUGACUGAUUUGAUCUGGCCUCUCUCUCUUGGCCUUUCCUGAAUUGCCUCAUAUCAACUUUGGCAAUCUGUUCUGGCUUCUCCUCACUCUCUGGCUUAUACACACACACACACACACACACACACACACACACACACACACACACACACCCUCUCCCUCUCUUCCUGCAACUUGCUAACUUGUGUCCGUAAAACUGUCCCAGUAAAGCUCCUCUCAUUCUCCCUUGUGAGAGUUGGGCAUAUCCUAUCCUGUCAAAUCUUUCUUUGAUUUGUCACUUUUUCUGUCACUCAGUUUGACAUAAUUUUCAAACAUGGGCUCUUCCUUCUACAAACUAAUUACCUUCAUUUGGGAUUAAAGGGUGUGCUAAGGGUGUGCUAAAGGCUGAGCCACGCCACAACCAGAAACAGGGUUUUUCAGUAAAUAACACGAUCUCAGGGUUCAAAUAUCCAGCAACAAAAGAAAAUGGUUGUAGCUGUGGCUCUGGCAGUUAAUGAUGAAUAUGAAAAAACUUGGAACCUCAUAGGUUUGAAUUUUGUCUCCUGUGAGCAUUUAAAGGGUAGACUCCCUGAGCUUAGUUCAAGUCCUUCAAAUGUUUGUGAGUAAAGGUCGUUGGGUAGUGUGGUGAUUAACAUUGUUCAUCAAUUAAAGUCCCUAGAAUCAUUUAUGAGCAUAUCUGGGCAUAUCUGAGAGACUUUCCCAAUUAAGGUAAUUGAAGUGGAAAGACCCACCCUCACUGGAGGGAGCACCGUUCCAUAGACCGAUGUCUCAGCUGAAGAAGAAAGAGAGCUAAAAGCUAACUGAGCAGCAGGGAUGAUCUCUUUUUGCUUUUUAAGUGUGGGUGUGACGCGGUGACAUGGUGACAAGGUGACAUGGUGACAUGGUGACCAGCUGCUUUGUGUUCCUGCUGUACUGCCUGCCUGUGCUGCCAAACUGUGAGCCAAAACAAGGAAGCCUCCCCUCCCUCCCCUCCCUCCCCUUCCCCCUCCCUCCCUCCCUCCCUCCCAGCCAUGACAGGAUGACAGUGUCCCCCCAUCCAGAGUAGAUAGUGUUCUUCUGCACCGGACACGCAGCUUUUCUUAUUGUUAACAGAGAGAACCAAGUACACCCGAGCUGCAGUUCUUCACAGGAAGGAAACCAAAGGAAACAGCCACUGUGGAAGGCUGUCCAGUUCUGGUGCCCAGACAGCUUGUCCUCAGUUCUGUUCUUAUGCUUUUACAACUUAUCCUUUUGUCUAAACUGUAGCGUCUACUACUGCAUAUUAAUACUUUUCAAUUAAUUAUCAACCAGAUUUUUAUUAAUUGUCUCAUAUUUGUAGACAGUUGAAUGAAGGGUUGUCAAUCCUGUGGCUCACCUGUUGAGCAGAAAGCACACAGUGCUUUUCAUAGGUUUCUGCUGCAUAUCCCUGAACAGCAACUGUAGGGGGCCUGCUGGGGAGUUAGGCACAUGGUGGACACGGCAAGGACCCCUGCUGGGCCUGUGGGAAGGCUCUUUCCCUUUCAGAUAGACUUUCCUUAGGUGACUUCAGGGCUUGGUUUUGAAUUGCUCCCUCAGUGGCGUUCAGCCACCCGAGAUUGGUUAAUUCCGAUAACGAACGAGACUCUGGCAUGCUAACUAGUUACUCUUCCCCCGAGCGGUCGGCGUCCCCCAACUUCUUAGAGGGACAAGUGGCGUUCAGCCACCCGAGAUUGAAUUGCUCCCUCUUAAGGGUGGUGUCAACUAUUAAGAGGGCCCUGCUCCCAGCUCUGGUACUCUCUGGCUCUGUUGUAACUUCGUGAAGUCCCAGCGUCUUUUAUCACCUGGAGAGGCUGAUUGCCUUUCCAUAUCAACCUUUUGCUGUGUGUUGCUCUCCCACUGACCAGAUCCUGUGCUCAGGAGCGGCUUCUGCAGGCCUGAUUGCACGCACCCUUGCUACACACUGUGUUGGGCCUUGUGAGCUCUCGAACUGAGUUCAUGAGCUGCUGCAUGUGCUACCAUAUUGUUUGUGACAUCUUAAUUCAGAGUCACACCCCCCGCAUGAUGGAUGCGGGACUGGGGGCUCACUUCGUUCUGUGCCAUACUGAGCAUGUCUUACAGAUGAUGCCUCUCCUAUCUGGAAGUCUGAUUGGCCCGUAAGCCCCAUGGGAAAUCAUGUCUUUCAGGAAGAAUCGUUCCAUCUUCCCAAAUCCAGAGGUUUCUAAGGCUCUCUAGACUUCACAGGUACACUGACAACACCCCAUUAGAUUUUCAAAAAGAAAGAGCCUAGUGUUCCAUUUGUUCAUUUCUGAAACAGGCCUCAGCACUUAGCCUAGGCUUUAAAAUCAAGCCUGUGAUCCCCCUGCCUCAGCCAUCAAAAGCUAGAGUUUCAGGAAAGUGCCAUCUCACCUGGCAAGUUUAAUGUUUUAAAAAUAAGAGAGGAGAGAGAGAGAGAGAGAGAGAGAGAGAGAGAGAGAGAGAGAGAGAGAGAGAGCGCGAGCGCGAGCAAAUUGAUGUGCUCCCCUGGUCAAUGCUGCUCUGUUGGCAGACAGUCUCCUAGACACCAUGCACACUGCAGUGGCCUACCUUCCUCCAGAGGCUUCUCCUGUAGCUCCCCAAGACUAUGUGUUGAAUGAUUAGGGUUCCAGUGCUCUAGGUGGAGCAGCCCCUCAGUUAGGCUUCAUAAAGGAACCCCGUAGCCAUGGGGAAUGCUAGUUACCUUCCUCACUGCUCUGACAAGAGCUGUUUAGGAAGGAGGGUCUCCUGGCUCACAGAGAGCAUAGACUGUCAUGGCAGGAGUGUGAGGCCACCAAGAUACAGGCAUCGGGGAUGAAGCAAUGAAGAGUCAGGCCUGUUAGUGAGAUGACCAGACCGUUGCGUAGGAUGCAGGAACUGAACAGAGCUGUAGGGUGGAUGCCAGGCAGACAGGUAGGCAGGCGGCAGGCGUCUCCUGAACUCAAGUGAAGGGUGGCUGUGUGGCAGUUCUGAGAAGCCAGGCGGCCGUGACCGGUUGUGAAGCUAGAGCUUAUGCCAGGUGAGCAGCAGGAUAAACAAAGCUGACCCAGAUUGUAACCUGCUCCUAGGAACUCCAUCUCAGCACACUCAAGGAGCUCUGAGAUCUCCAGUGAUUGGCACUGGUGGGCCAGCCUCUUCUGGAUGCAGCUAGGGGGACCCUUGCUCCAAAUUUCGUUCUUGGCAGCACUCAGAUUCGCUAUGCCACUGUGCUCUCCUCCUGUGCCCGAGAAUCAGUGACUGCACAGCCAGUGUUUUGUUUCUGUCUCUAUAUAGCCCUUGCUUGGUCCCUAAUGGGUUGAGGACCCUGACCAGCUUUGAGAAGCUUUGUCAGGCUUGUCCCCUACAUGCUGAUAGAAGCCUCUCUGUGGGAGACCAGCAGGGCAGGGCUAGGGUUGUAAGUUGCUGUGUGCCUUGAGGCCCCUACCAAAUACCGCCUGGUCCAUAGACCUUCCAGGCCCUCGGUGAUUCAGUGCUUACAGGACACACACAGAGCUGUGCUCACUGUUGGAUGGAAAACCCCUUCUUUCCUGUGAAAUACACUCUUGGUUUUUUUAGUCCAGGUGAUGUAUAAUGAUUUGGACUGUAAUUCUAAAUUUUAUUCAUUUAUUUUUAUGUCUCUAUGCAUGUUCUUGUGGAAGUUUUAUGUGUACCAUGUGUUUGAAGGAACCUGUAGACAUCAGAGAAAGGCAUCAGAGCCCCUGAAACUGGACUUACAAAUGCGUGUGAGCUGCCAUGUGGGUGCUGGUAAAGGAAUUGGGUCCUCUACAAGGACAGCAAGUACUCUUAACCAUGGAGCCAUCUCUCCACCCUGACUGUGACUAGUUCUUCUUAUCAAUAAUUUCAUGAGUUAAAUUUUCUGUAAGUAGUAUUGCCUAUAUAAAGAGCAGCUAUUGGCUUAGCAACUCCGGAGUUGAUGUAAACGCAUAACACAGCACACCAUAAUACACGUGAGCUCAUCCAUGUUAUACCAUAUACACCAUGCUGUAAUAUACUCACAAACAUCCACAGCACCACACACUCAUACAUGUACACCACGGUACAACACACGCACAUACACACUACACGGCACAACACACACACACACACUACACGGUACAAUACACACUACACACACGUACACACCCCCCAUACACACAUCAUGUCUUUCUCCAUGCACACAUACAGCACAGCACAAGAGCAACCCCUGUUUUUGAGUUUUAUGUCUGUGAUGGCCUACUCAUUGUUGAUUUGAGUAGAGGUGAGGUAACCUAUAUUACCUUCACUCUGGGCUAUCUCAGGGUGAUGGCCAUGAUUAUUUUUACCUCUCUGUAAAUAUACUAUACAUAAGACUAGUGAGUUGAAGUGAUCCAGGACAGUGUGUUUUUCUUUCUAAAGAAUACCCAUUUACAGAGUCAUACUGCCGCCUUCUUUGGGGUGACAGUGAUACAAAACUGUUACUGCCAGAAGCCUCCAUGUGCCCUGGAAAAGACUGUUGGGCGGUUGGGGAUUUAGCUCAGUGGUAGAGCGCUUGCCUAGCAAGUGCAAGGCCCUGUCCCCAGCUCCGAAAAAAAAAAUGAAAAAAAAAAAAAAAAAGACUGUUGGAAGAUGGUGACAUUAGAGAAGAGUUCUCAUGGCUCCCCUCUUGACUCCCCUCAUGGCUCUCCUCAUGGCUCCCCUCGUGGCUCCCCUCGUGGUUCCCCUCGUGGUUCCCCUCAUGGCUCCCCUCGUGGCUCCCCUCGUGGCUCCCCUCGUGGCUCCCCUCGCUUACAUUACACUUGGCUCUUGUGCCUAGGUGAUGGUGCCCAGCAUUGUUGACCUUAUGUCCUUCCCUGUGGGUAUCCUUGGGCUGACUAUAAAUAAAGCCAGGAGCCUGGCUACAAGCUAAAUGGCUCUGUAUACAGAAAAGAAUCCCUUUUAUGUAGAGUACUGGCUGCAAGGCCUCACUAGAACCAGUAAUAGUCUGUAGUGUGCCUUGAUAAGAAACAGUCUCUUCGGGGUUGGGGAUUUAGCUCAGCGGUAGAGCACUUGCCUAGCAAGCGCAAGGCCCUGAGUUUGGUCCCCAGCUCCAAAAAAAAGAAAAGAAAAGAAAAGAAAAAAAAAAGAAACAGUCUCUGCUAAUGUGCUUGUGGCCCCUGCAGUUCCAGCCCUGUAGGCCCAUUCUUCAAUCCUCCACUGUCACCAUGCUGCCGCCAUGCUCAGAGCGGGAACUGAGUGAGCUUUUGGCACAAAAGGAGGAGGAAUGGCGAGCCCUACAGGCCCACCGUGCACAGCUGCAGGAGGCAGCUCUACAGGCUACUCAGAACCGCCUGGAGGAGGCACAAGGGAAGCUGAGGCGCCUACAGGAGGACUUUGUUUACAACCUUCAGGUGCUGGAAGAGAGGGAUCGUGAGCUGGAGCGCUAUGACAUUGAAUUCACCCAGGCCCGCAGACGGGAGGAGGCCCAACAAGCAGAGGCCAGUGAGCUCAAGAUAGAGGUGGCCAAGCUGAAACAGGAACUCACCAGAGAGGCCAGGCACAUGGAGGAGCUGCGGCAUCAGCAUAAGCUAAUGCUGCAGGAGCACCGCUUGGAGCUGGAGCGUGUCCACAGUGACAAGAACAGCGAACUCAACCACCAGCGGGAGCAGUAUGAGAACCUGAAGUGGAAAUUGGAGAGAAAACUGAAGGAACUUGAUGGUGAGCUUGCUCUGCAGAGACAGGUUCACAAGACGCUGGAGGAGAUUUACUCACUCCUUUCAGAAGUGUUUCUGAACGUAUGCUACAGGCUGGUAGCUCUUCAGGCCCGGGGUUGCGCACGGAUACCUGUCAUGCCUGUCAUGCUUGCCCUCACCGAGCGGAGAACACCUUGGGACAGUUCACUACCUGUGGACGUGAUGAAACAGGAGUGGGUGUGGUUGGACUCAAGUACGGAACUGCUGCAAGAAUUUGAAUCUGAAGCUCAGAGAAGGGAGCAUGAGUUCCAACUGAGAGCUGAUGACUUGAGCAACACUGUCUUGACCCACGAGCUCAAGGUAAAGCUGCUAAACAAAGAGCUUCAGGCUUUAAAAGAAGCUGGAGCACAGGCAACAGAGAGUCUGCAGAAGGCAGAAUCAGAGCACAUUGAAUUAGAGAGGAAGCUACAGGAUCAUGCCCGGGAGCUACAGGAUCUGGAGGCCAUGAAGGAUGCUCGGAUAAAGGACUUGGAGAAGAAGCUUCACUCUGUACAGCUGGCCAAGAAGAAAGCUGAGGAGACUUUCAGGAGGAAACAUGAAGAGCUUGACCGUCAAGCCAGGGAGAAAGACACAGUGCUAGCAGCAGUGAAGGGUGCCCAUGCAGAGCAGCUGCAGACGCUGGAUGCCAAGGUCCUGGAGCUUCAGUUCCGAUGUGAAACGCUGGAGGGACAACUGCGAAGGGCUGAGUGGAGGCAAGCUGAGGACAGCAAGGAGAGGAAUUCCCUUACUGACAAGGAGUUUGGUGACCGUUCCACCUGUGUCCUGAGCAUGUACUGGCAUUCUGUGAUAACCUCAGUGCCUAGUGGCUUGCCCUCUCGAUUUCGUGAAGAUGCAGCAGCUCUGAAAGCUGCCUGGGAUGCCCAGAUCGCUCAGAUGUCCAAGGAAGCUGUUUCCAAAGACCUUCAGAUUCAGGCACUACAGGAAGAGGAAAUGAAGCUCAAAGCACAGGUGGCCAAGUCCCAACAGGACAUAGACAGGUACAAGCAGCAACUGUCCCUGGCAGUGGAAAGGGAGCAGAGCCUGGAGCGCGAGCAGGUACAGCUAGGCCUCGACUGGCAGCGUCGCUGCGAUGACAUUGAAUGCAACCAGAUCCAGAGAUCAGAGACUUUGAUCCAAGGGCUGACCAAGGCCAGAGAUCAGGUUGCUGCUAAGCUCCAGGAGACAGAGAGGGCACUGCAUAAGCAGGAGACACUGCUGAAGGCUGUGUCGCUGGAGCGAGACCAGGCUAUGGAAACUCUGCGGACACAUGGGCUCCUCCCUGGACAGGAGGCACAGGUACCUCCUCAGCCCCAUGAAGGAGAAAUAAGGACAGAUUCUCCAUCUAGUGAGAUCCAGAGGCUGCAGGAACAGAAUGCAGGUCUGCGGAACGCUGUUUCACAGAUGAGGAAAGAGAUGGAAAUGUUGAGUGGUCAUCUUCCCUUUGCCCAGUCAGAAGAGCGUUCAAAUGCAAACCCUGAGCCCAAGGCUGGAGAAGAUUCAGCCCCUCCAGAUUAUGUUCUGGCCCUUGAAGCAGAAAUGCAAAACCUAAAGCAUGAACUCAAGGCAUUGGAAGAGCAGCUACAAGGCACGGGAGAGCCAGUGAAGACGUCCAUGGCCACCGCUGACCCACACCACGGCGCCCACAACUCUGCAGAAGCAGCUGAUGCAGCCCCGGCAGACCAAACACUCAUUACAUUGGCACUCAGAAAACUUGGAGACAGGGUGCAUCUCUUGAACUUGCUAGUGACACAGCUCAAAAAGAAGCUAAGACAGAAACCCCUGGAGCUGGUCGCUGUCCAACAGGAGAUCCCCAGUGAAGUGGACCAGGUACACCUGGAGGUUUUAGAGCUGCAGAAGCAGGUGGCUGAGCUAAGGAAGCAUCUCAAGAUGACACAACCCCAAGGAGAGCCUUCAUAUAUCAAGCAGUUACAGAGAGAGGGUCUGGCAGACUGGCACCCUAUGGGCAUGGAAGACCAGACGGAGUCCCCCACUUUCCUCCAGGAAGGGGCACAGCCUCCACAGACCACAUCUGUGUCCCAUCUGCAAAGAAAAUUAAAGGACGCAGCUAGGAAGAUACUCAACCUCCUCCUAGAGAGGGAGCAGCUCCUAGAAAUGGGAAAUAGACUCCGAGCUGAGCAGGGCCACGCGAAAGGGAAACUGACUCCUUGCCCAGGUCCUCCCACCUCUGAGCCCCAGGAUCCCCGGGAGGUACCUGAGAGACCUUUGGAUCGUGGCCCACCUUUGGGACAAUUGCAGCCCCAUUCAACAACUCAGGACCCCAGGCACACCAAGAGAAAAUGUGUUUCUGAAUAUGCAGGGAAGAAUCAACCCCACUCGGCACAAGUGGUCAACAAAAACUCCACCCCACAAGGCCACAAGGCAGGAAUGGCAUCAAGGCCUGUGCAGAAGCAGCAUAGAAUCCCCACAGAGACUUGGAAGUCAGUUUAUCAGAAAGAAAACAGGACUCCAAAGCUACCACAGGCUCAAGAAGUCCCCGAAGAAAGUGACCACCAUACACACAGAUCAUCUUCAUUGGCCAGCAGUUCCCUCCUAGAUACCUGGAGGCUGCUAGACCUGGGAUCCAGCCUUUCAGGCGUCCCCUCACAGGAUAACUCUGCUGCAGGGAUAUUAUUCUGCCUCCUAAAUGCUGGGAUUACAGAAAUUACACCCUGCAUGGGUUAAAGACUGAGGAAGUGGUCGGCUCACAGACGCAGGAGAUCAGAUAGAGAAGUGACCCUUGGUUUGUUUUUGUUUUUUAUUUUUUAUUUUUUUUUUUUCGGAGCUGGGGACCGAACCCAGGACCUUGCGCUUCCUAGGUAAGCGCUCUACCACUGAGCUAAAUCCCCAGCCCCUGUUUUUGUUUUUUAAAGACUUAUUUAUUAUGUGAGUCCAUUGACGCUGUCUUCAGACACACCAGAAGUGGGCAUGGGAUCCCAUUACAGAUGGUUGUGAGCCACCAUGUGGUUGCUGGGAAUUGAACUCAGAACCUCUGGAAAAGCAGUCAGUGCUCUUAACCACUGAGCCAUCCCUCCAGCCCAUGACCCUUGUUUUGGUUUGAUUUGACUUUGGUUUUUUGAGCCAUGGUCUUGCUCUGUAGCCCGGACAGGCCUGGAACUUGCAGCAGUCCUUCUGCCUCUGCCCCUGUGCCGUGCUAGUAUUAUAAACAUGGUGCUAUGACCACGACUUGUGGGUUUUGCCUGGUACAAAGCACUAGUGGUUUUAAGAGUUCUCAGUGGAACAGGGAUCACUACUUUAGUCUUCCUUGAUGAAUGGCUUCAGCAGAGAUGAGGAUGGGGACUCCCAACAGAAGCUCCCCUGUGCUGGUGGGUGGGGUGGGAGACAGAUUCAGAGAGAGGCGCUGGAAGAGGUAAAGGUAGGUCGGAUGUACUCCUGCAGUCCUAAACCUGGACAGAGGUGGACCGGCUGACUGGAAUAGAGGUGGACAGGCUUCCAGCACUGACAGGCAGGCCUUCCAACACACGUAGACUUUCCACGUAGCCUCUUAAGAGCAGGCUACAAUGCAGCUAACCCUGAGGGAGCCCCUGACUCUUGAACAACUGGUACCCCUGCCAGGCAUAAAUUCACAGGACCCAGAAGCGUGUCUGACAGCAGGUUCUCAGGAAAGCUGGGCCUGGGUCAGAGUGAGAGUCAUAGCUGGUGGCCACACCACAUGCUGUCCAUAGUCCCACCUGCAGCCUAGAGCACCCUGACUGGCAGCUGAAAGGGCAGCAGAAGCCACACAGUGAUCAACGAUGAUGUGUGGGGUGUGGGCUGAGGGAGAAGAGGGUGGCACAGACCAGCCAGUAUGCAUGCAGCUGUAGGUCACAACAUCCCAGGGAAGGUGGCGUGGGACAGAGCACCGUGUCAGGAGAACCAUGGGGAAUGGCACUGGUCAUAUCCUGCCAGAGUACAAGACCCACACAGGCCAAAGCACAUGCCUGCACCAAUUUGCAGGACAAGCAGAAGGAUACUGCCUCUAGCUGGCCAUCUGGGGUCCUCACAGUUCUGCUUUUGCUGAGUUGGCUGGUAAGGUUCCCAGGAGUCACAGAGCCUACCCCCUUCUCCUACUGGUUCAUUUUUAUCACUGAAGGGAUGCUGCCCUAGGACCCACAUACCUGCUUUUCAUGGGUCUCAUGGCCACCCUCACCUGUGCCUUAGGCCAUCUUCCUAGAAGCCUGCUUCUUGGAGCUCUCAGUAGAAAAGAUGGGGAGGGGGCUGGAGAGAUGGCUCAGCGGUUAAGAGCACCUGACUACUCUUCCAGAGGUCCUGAGUUCAAUUCCCAGCAACCACAUGGUGGCUCACAACCAUCUGUAAAGAGAUCCGAUGCCCUCUUCUGGUGUAUCUGAAGACAGCUACAGUGUACUUACAUAUAAUAGAUGAAUAAAUCUUAAAAAAAAAAAAAAGAAAGAAAAAGAAAAGAUGGGGAGGAGCUGAGCGAUCAUCCCCAGCCUGAGUGUGGGGUGUAGCUGGCACCCACGAUCUCUGGCUUCCUAGUUCACCCUGUAAAGGGUUUUUUGAGAGGAAAGGAUGGGUGUCGUCAGUGCUAUCUGGUGGCAGCUUGGGCAUGUGUAACUGAGUGGACCAUGAGAUUUGUCACUUUGUGUGCUAAUACUGUAACAGCUUGAGGACCUUAUUUCUGGACACAGUCGUACUUUGGGAGAUAAGGUGAGAUAAGAUGAAGAUGUGGCUGACCUCACCAUGUUAGUGAGGUGGGAUAAGACCAGAACCCAGUCAGUCUGUAAACCUCACUCUAAAAUCUAGGGUGGAAUUCUUCCCGGCUGCUUGUCUUUUGCACUUUGGGUGCAUUGUGAGCAGCAAACUGGCCAUUGACAGCCCUGGACAGUUAACAAUACUGACGAAAAAGCACAGGAGCCAUGAAAUAGUGUCCACAGUUAAGGACCCAGACAACCACUGAGGGACUGAGAUAGGAGGGUCAUGGGUUUGAGGAACCCUAGACCCUAUGGUGCCACCCUGUCUGGAGGCUGGGAUUACCUGCCUCAUGCCUCCAGGUUUUGAGGUGGAAAGGAAUAAGCACUGUUCACCCCAAACCCCUCAAUCCUCACUGUUUGGUUUCCAGUCCAGGGAUCAGUACAAGGCCUCAGCCCCACAACCAGCUAUGGACAGCUUCCUGUCAUACAGAACACCUGACACACACAUCCUGAGUCCUAUCCCCACACAUACACUGACUCCUACCCCCCCACACACACACGGACUCCUACCCACACACACACUGACUCCUACCCCCCCACACACACACCCUGAGUCCUACCCAUAAACACAUCCUGACUCCUACCCCCCAUACACACACACUGACUCCUACCCCCACACACAUACCCUGAGUCCUACCCAUACAUACAUCCUGACUCUUACCCCACACACAUACCCCGAGUCCUACCCAUACACAAAUCCUGACUCCUACCCCCCACACACACACCCUGACUCUUACCCCCUUCACACACACCCUGACUCUUACCCACACACACACACCCUGAGUCCUACCCAUAAACACAUCCUGACUCCUACCCCCCAUACACACACACUGACUCCUAUCCCUACACACAUACCCCGAGUCCUACCCAUACACAAAUCCUGACUCCUACCCCCCACACACACACCCUGACUCCUACCCCCUUCACACACACCCUGACUCUUACCACCCCCACACACACUCUGACUCCUACCCCCACACACAUACCCUGAGUCCUACCCAUAAAUACAUCCUGACUCCUACCCCCCAUACACACCCUGACUCCUACCCCCUUCACAGACACCCUGACUCUUACCCCCCACACACACUGACUCCUACCCCCACACACAUACCUUGAGUCCUACCCAUACACACAUCCUGACUCCUACCCCCCCAUACAGACACCCUGACUCCUACCCCUUUCACACACACACCCUGACUCCUACCCCCCCAUACAGACACCCUGACUCCUACCCCCUUCACAGACACCCUGACUCCUACCCCCACACACACUUUGACUCCUACCCCCCUUCACAGACACCCUGACUCCUACCCCCACACACACUUUGACUCCUACCCCCCUUCACAGACACUCUGACUCCUACCCCCACACACACUGACUUCUUUGCCCCCCCCCAUACACACCCUGACUCCUACCUCAUACGCACACCUGCCCACCUGCAAAAACAGCAGGCUUCCUCUCUCACCUUCAUUCUUACAAAAGCCUCAAGUCUUUUUUUUUUUUUUUUUUUUUUGGUUCUUUUUUUUGGAGCUGGGGACCGAACCCAGGGCCUUGCGCUUCCUAGGCAAGCGCUCUACCACUGAGCUAAAUCCCCAACCCCAAGUCUUUCUGAUUAGAACUAGCCCAAGGCCUGGGCCCAUUCUUCUGCUCUCUGUGUUACUGGGUAGCCCAGGAGCCCAGCACCCACCUGCAGACACAAGAAGACUUUUCCACUACACCUGUCCCUCAUACAACUAAGGGCAUCCUUCACCCCCCACUCCAUUUCCCUACCACCUGCCUCCUCCCUCAGCAAAAAGCUCCCCAGGCCAAUCCAAUAGGUCACGUCCCACCCAGCUUUCAGCAACUUGCCCCAGGCCUUUUUCUCUUUCUCUUAUUUAUCUUGAGUCCCUUCUGUCUCUUCAGGAACGCCCCUAAGGGUGGGGACACUUUGUCUUGGAUAGUAAACUCAAUACUUAAAAGGUUGAUGGAGUCCAAAGCCUAGUGUGGGGGUAGGAGAGGAUUGAAAUAAUUUUAGGAAGUAAAACUGAUUACUGAUAAGGUCACUGCCAAGCCUGGGACCAGACCACAGCUCAGUGGUGGUGUCCUAGCCUCACAUCCAGGAAGCUCCCAAUUCAUCCCUCCCUACUCCCACCUCAACACCUCACAGCUAACACUUGGCCCCUGAGAGUGGGACACAUCUACAAUCCCAGCACCCUGAAGCCUAGGUCAGUCAAGACACUUCAAGGAAAGAAAAAGGAAAAGAAAAGUAAGGCUUUAAUAGUACAUGUAUUUCCUGCAUGAAAAUAUUAAGUUUGAGUAGGGCAGUGGUUUUCUCCAGUAAAGAAACCUUUAAUGUAAUCCUAACUGAAAUAUGGACAGACUUUCUCUUAAAGCCAAACAAGUGGAUUUUCAAGUUCCACAGCAAUGAAAUGCCUGGGGAGGAGGCAUUCAGCUUGCUGCAGCCUUCCACAUGUUAAGCACUAAGACAUAUGAUGCAAGGCUGGGGCCUAUCUGAGUGGCAAGAGACUUACCUCCCAUGUGCCAGGCUCUAGGUUCGCUCACAGACACAUGCACAAGAGCAUCCAUGCACACACAACACAUGCAUAUGCGUGCACACACACUGAUUAACACAAUAGCUAGAGGUGAACUUGUUCCCAGUUCUGAGGCAGAGUUCUACUCCGGUGUGAGCAGCACUGUGAGGCAGUCAUCUUUAAACAGCUGUUUCCCCUCAGAGGAUACAUCUCUGAAGCUCACAGUUCCCAGCCAGGGGCUUCAGAAGAUCCCCUUAUCCAGAAGCACCUGUCUCCAAAGCUCAGUCUUGAGGCCGACCUCAUCUACCUUCUUGGAGUGCAGCUAUUGGUGCCCCCAAAUGUCUUUUCCAGGAAUUAGGAUAGUCCCGCUUCCCUAGUGUCUGUCCCAGGAAUGCAAGCGGACAGAUGUAUCAGAGAACCGCCUGCCUCCCUGGAAGAAAGGGGCUCCAGUGGCAGCCUGGUUCUGCCUCCCACCUCCCUCAGUUAGAAACCACCUGUGCAGGCUUCAGCUGGAACUCCAACCUUCUCAGAGCUGGCUCCAGUCCGCCCACUGCCUGUUCAGUUGCCUUCCACCUACCCAGCUGUCAAGAGCAGGUGCACUGUGCCUGUAAACACUUUUUUUUUUUUUUUUUUACGGAGCUGGGGACUGAACCCAGGGCCUUGCGUUUGCUAGGCAAGCGCUCUACCACUGAGCUAAAUCCCCAACCCCUUUAAACACAUUUUUGCCCUUUUCCUUCCAAUAGCCCUAAGCGCUUGCUUUUUUAUUAUAUCUGAAGAUCUUUUCAGAGUAUGUGUAGGCUGGUAGAUCUUUUGGCUAGUCCUCGGCCACACUUACUUUGUCUCAGGGUCUCAUGUGUUUCAUCUUCCACGUUAGAUGUGGUGCUGCAAUGUAUGUCCCUGUCCUUGUGGGAUCCAUGGUUGGACAAUUAUCUAGAAGGGAAAUAGCUGGGUUAAAGGUGUGGGUAGUUUGAAGUGUUACUAAAUUGUUCUAAAAAAAAAUCUGGCUCUAUGCCAGCAGCUGCCUGCCGGGCAGGUGGAAAGCAACUCUCAGCUCCAGUACCCAGACCUUCUCUCCGACUGAUACAUGAAAACUGAUACUUCAUUGUUCGUUUUAAUUUACCAGUUGCAGUUGGGGGGGGGGGGGGCUUGGGUGUUUUGUUUUGUUUUGCUUUGCUUUGCUUUUUGAAACAGGGUUUCUUGUAAGCUAGGUCUUGUUUCAAACUCUACAUAGCUUAAAAUGAUUUUGAACUUUUGAUCCUCCUGCUUCCAACUCCGUAAUUCCCAGUUGCUUGUUUUGUUGCUGUUUGUUUUUGUUUUUGUGGCAGGGUGUGGCUGAAUAGCACUGACUGUCCUAGAACCAUGCUCUGUGUCGUAGAUCUAGGCUUGAAUUUACUAAAAUCCACCUGCCUCUGCCUUCACAGUGCUGAGAUUAAAGGUGCAUGCCACCACGCCCAGUCCAUUAACCUGCAGUUCUGAAGCUGUAGAUGGUUGGGUUUAAUGUGGAUUUUCGACCUUUUCACAGAGGACAAUUGAAACUGAGGACUUGGGAUAACACUCUUUGGAGAAGGGGAUAGACAAGGUGCUGGGAGACUAGAGGCAGGGCAGAAGGUCCAUACCUACAGGGACCAGGUAUUGAGGGGUUCUAGGUGAGAUUGGCCUGAACAGCCAGUGUAUGGAAGGUACCCUUCAAUGCUUGGCAAGUUCUUGGUUUGCAGGACAUCUAGGUAUACAAAACAAAAUCCUACGCACAGUGAUCCCGUCUCCAAGUAGAAACCAGGCCAGAUGGGAGGUCAGCUGGGUGAAAAUGGAGGGUUUAGGAGGAGGGCUAAGGUUGUCCCCAGGACAAAGGGUCAUGGGCGUGGAAGCUCCUGAGGAAUGUGGCUACUGGUUGGGACUAGCCCAGCCCCUCCCUGCUCAGUACUGGGCUUCUAACUUGUCAGCUUCUGCCACCAAACUGAAGGCUAGGCACAGUACAGUGUAAUGGUUGGGUUGGAUUUUUUGUUUUUUAAUGUCAUGGGUUGUUUUUAGUGUAUCCUCAUAGCACAGGACUCUAACUCCAGCUCUUGGUAGGCUGAGGAAAGAAGAUCAUCAGAAAUGAAAGACCAGCCUGGGCUACAUACCGGAGCCCAGUCUAAAAGGGAAAAAAAGUUUAACGCCCUUUCUUAAGUCCUACUUACAUAACACACCUGCUGUGUGUAUCCUGACUGUGACAGUGGCCCCACUGCUACCUGGCUUUUCUUAUCUGGAGAUCCAGAAGGAAAAAAGGAAAAAAAAAAAAAACUGAACUGCCAACGCUUACCUGAUGGCCUGACAGCUGAGCCUCCCUGUCCUAGACUCAGCUGGAAUGGCCAGCCCACUCCCUCAGGCCUCACUAGGAGAGCACUCCUGCAGGGAAAGGGUGGGAGGAUAGGCAGGAAGUGGCCACUGGGCUAGGCCUGGACACACCCACACUGGCUCCUCCCUGGCUCUGUGGAUCUAAUAAGCAUCUGUUUCUAGGGAAGUUAGAAAAUGUUUUUUCCCCUUUAAAAUAUUCACAUUGAAAAUAAAAUCAAAACUGUUUGUUGGUUGAGACAGGGUUUCUCUGUGUAUCCCUGGCUGUCCUGGAAUUCACUCUGUAGAUCGGGCUGACCUUGAACUCAGAUCCACCUACCUCUGCCUUCUUAGUGCUGGGCCUUGUGGUUGCUAGGCAAGCUCUCUACCACUGAGCCAAAUCCCCAACCCCCAAAACAAUUCUUUUAAGGACCUGAGGACACACCUUUGAGGGUAACCGUGCUGGCUGCACCAGCUGAAGGACCUGAGUUCAGGUCCCAGCACCCAUAGAAGCCAAUGGUGAUAACGUGUCCCUGUCACGGUGCUGGCAAGUCUAGCUGAAACAGACAGUGUGCUCUAGAUUCAGUGAGAGAGGAACCUUAGCGUUAAAAAACAGUCAGCUGUGGUGGUGCACACCUUCCCAGCACUUGGGACGCAGGGGUAGGUAGAGUUCUCUGUAGACCAAGAUCAGACGUGAUAGAGUGGCCAUGCCUCAAAAGAUUAAGGUGCUGUAACCCCAGCACAUGAGACACAGAGGCAGGCAGAUUUCUGAAGUGGAAACAUAAAGGUUUUUUGGAAAAUCUGUCAGAUGGUGUUUUGCUAGGGCAAACACAUGAAGGAACGUUUAGCUGAAGUGGACACAGCCAGACUCGUAAAGGAAUGUUUGGCAAAAGCAGACAUAGAUAGAAAGGUGUUUUGUUAAAGCAAGCACGUGAAAAGACAUGUGAUGAAAGAUUUUUUUUUAUUGAUGACACAUAUAUUUGUCUGUCAUAUUGUGUAGUUGAACUGUAUUUGUCGGACUCUAUAGAAAAAUACAGCAGAAAGUCUUCUGGUGGUGUGCUGCAGUUUCCUGUUGCUUCCGUGUACUGACUGACAAUGACAUCAGCUGAGACAGACCUAUAGAAGACACGUUUAGAGAGUAUAAAUAGGACUCGAUGGACAGUGACAGAGGCUGAGCUUGGCUUGCUGAUAGAACUCGCUGUGUAACUCCUGUGGGUCUCUUUGCUGCUCUUCGAUUUUCUGAGAGAGGCACAGCUGAGAUUCUGGUGUUCCUCCGGGUCCCUCCUGCUAACUCAAGCCAAGACUGAGGCCUGGCUGUUCCUAUUAGGUCGUGCCACUGCUGUUACUGACCAGAGUUUCUGUUUGUAAUGUUUGUAAGUGGAUCGAGCUGCCUCUGCUAAUCUAUAAAGUGAACUGCUGAUUUCCAGACAACACAGAAGAGAGUUGUCCCGCAGAACCUUUCUAAACAGGUCUACUUCUCCCAUAUCCUUUCUUUUCCACAACCUCUGGUGGGUGGUGGACUAAAGGGAGGUUAAAACCAUCAUUAAAAAUCAGUUUUAAAAGCUUAAAAUUACAGAUUUCCCCGAGUUUGAGUACUGUAAUCCCAGCACUACUGAGGCAGAGGCAGAGGCAGAGGCAGAGCCAGAGGCCAGAGGCCAGAGGCCAGAGGGCAGAGGGCAGAGGGCAGAGGGCAGAGGGCAGAGGGCAGGGGCAGGGGCAGAGGCAGAGGCAGAGGCAGAGGCAGAGGCAGAGGCAGAGGCAGAGGCAGAGGCAGAGGCAGAGGCAGAGGCAGAGGCAGAGAGGCAGGCAGGCAAAUCCCUGAGUUUGAGACCAGCCUACUCUACAGAGUAAAUUCUAGGACAGACAACACUGUAUAGAGAAACCCUGUUUCAAAAAACAUACAUACAUACAUACAUACAUACAUACCCACAUACAUACAUACAUACAUACAUAUAUACAUAAGAAGGAGCUGACAAGAUGGCUUAGUGGGUAAAAGUGAGCUGCCAAAUCUGACAAGUGGAAUUCGGCCCUGGGAAACAUCGAGGAAAGAACACCACAGAUUAACUUCUAACCUUCGUAUACAUGCUGGGACAAGUGUGUGCACACUUCCCAACAAAGGAACAAAAAAUGGGGGUUGGAGAGAUGGCCCAGCCAAUAAUAGCACAUGUUGCUCUUGCCAAAAACACAGGUGUGAUUUCCAGCACUCACAUACUGCUCACAUUUUUUAUUCGUUUUAUGUAUGAGUACACUGUAGCUGUCUUCAGACACACCAGAAGAGGGCAUCAGAUCCUAUCACAGAUGGUUGUGAGCCACCAUGUGGUUGCUGGGAAUUGAACUCAGGACCUCUGGAGGAGCAGUUGGUGCUCUUAACCGCUGAGCCAUCUCACCAACCUCCUUCAAAAACCUUUAAAAAUUAAUUAAGUUAAACUUUAAGGGGGCUGGAGAGAUGGCUCAGCCAUUAAGAGCACUGACUACUCUUCCAGAGGGCCUGAGUUCAAUUCCCAGCAACCACAUGGUGGCUCACAACCAUCUGUAAUGAGGUCUGAUGCCCUCUUCUGGCCUGUGGGUGUACAUGCAGGCAGAAAGCUGUGUGAUGUAUACAUAAUAAAUACUGUUAAAAAAAAACUUUAAAAUGUUUACUUUUGAACAUUAGCAUUUAAUUGAGGCAAAAUGGGUAUGGGCUAAUCUCAGAGGAUUAAUCUCACACUCCUGAAGUUUUACCAGAUGUGGCCUCCAUCUAGUCACUGGGAUGCCUUGUGGACUUCAACUGCAGCUUCACUAUCAGCACCAGUUGAAGGCAAGGUGGGCUGGAGGAGAGAUGGCUCCGCACUUAAGAGAACUGGUUGUGGCAUGACGGCAUGUGCUUUUGAUUCCAGCACUUAGGGAGACAGAAGCAGUAUGAGGACCAGCCUUGUUUACAGAGUGAGUUCCAGGGCAGCCAGAGACUCUGAGAAACUCUGUCUUGAAAGCCCAUUAAUAGUAGUAGUAGUAGUAGUAGUAGUAGUAGUAGUAGUAGUAGUAGUAGUAGCAGCAGCAGCAGCAGCAGCAGCAGUAGUAUAGAUAGAUAGAUAGAUAGAUAGAUAGAUAGAUAGAUAGAUAGAUGUGUGGGUGGGUGGAUGGUUGAUGGAUGGAUGGAUGGAUGGAUGGGCAGACAGAUGGAUGGACAGACAGGUGGGUGGAUGGAUGGAUGGGUAGAUAGAUGAUAGAUAGAUAGAUUGAUAGAUAGAUAGAUAGAUAGAUAGAUAGAUGAUGGAUAGAAGAUGGGUGGAGGGAUAGAUGGAUGGAUGGAUAGACAGACAGACAGACAGACAGACAGACAGAUAGUACUAGCUUUUCUUCCUGAGGACCUGUGUUCAAUCCUAGAUACCCACAUGGCUCUCUAAGCCUCCUGUUGCUCCAUUCCCAGGGAAUCUGGCACAUACUUCAGAAUGGUGAUGUGGGGUUUUGAUGCAUUUCCUGAUUUGUUUCUUAGCCCCCAACCUGGCCUCCUGUAAUGUGUAUUAACUAGGAGUCCCUGGCAUCAGAGCUGUCUACUGUCUGGCCUCUGCAGGAGCUUUGUGUCUCUUGUGAAACCCAAGGUGAGCUCAGGAGAGCAGGCAAGCUGUCCCUGUGGGAGAUGGUAAUGAGCUGUGUGAUGCUUAUUUAUGAUAAGAAAAAUCAAGUGAAAAUCUCACAGGAUGGGUAACCUCCAAGAACAGUUUGUGACUACUGUAAACUAACCCAGAACACUGUGUUCCUUUCCUGUCUACUUCAAACACUAGAAAACUGACACACAAGUCCCCUAAGAUGUGAGUAACCUGAGCUGGAAGGUAGACAUGGGGCUUCUUACAGCCAAGGCAAUGAGACGCAUGGGCCAAGAAGACCCUAGCAACCACCCCUCUGCAAGGGAGAACAAACCUCAGCUUCCUGUCAGUUCAGCUCCAGGAACUUUCCAGAGGAGGGCAAAGAGAGCCUGUGCAGCCCUGGCUCCCCUCAGCUCGACCUGGCCACUGUCACAGCAGCCUCACACUGGGCCAGACUGCCUCGCUCAUGAGAUGAGGGUGCCUCUCCGCUUCUCAGCUUGUCUGUCCUUGGCUUGGUCCCUGUUGCUGAGUGAGAGCCUGCAGCUGGCAACACUUCUCUGAGAUGCCUGCGCACCACCCACAGCAUCUUUGAACUGCCUUUACAGAAACCUGGGCAGAGGCUGGAGAGACGGCUCAGUAGUUAAAAGUACUGGCUGCUCUUCAGAGAACCUGAGUUUGACUCCAGAUGCCCACAUAGCUGCUUAAAGUUGUCAUAACUCUAGUUCCAGGGGAUCCAAUGAACUCACACACACAUAAGAUUAAAAAUAAAUAUUUAAAAAUAAUAUUAAAAGACAGGGGGUAGUGUGGCCCACCUCUAGAAUAGCCAGGGACACACACACACACACACACACACACACACACACACACACAGAGAGAGAGAGAGAGAGAGAGAGAGAGAGAGAGAGAGAGAAACUUUUGCUUUAGAAAGGAAGAAACAAACGAACAAGCAGAGCUGCGGAGAUCCUGAAGUGGAUGAGCUGCCCAUUUGCCUGUACUGAGGUCCCUCAAGACAAAGGGCCCUCCACAAUUUUGAGACACAGAUGCCCAGAGAUUUUUUUUUUUUUAAUAGUUAUGAAGCUAUGAGGACUGCCACUCAGGAACGCAACAAGUUGAAGUCACUUCUAAAGCAAAGCAAAUAUAUUUAGAAAUAACCAAAUCAACUUGCUUCUUAGUGGUAUUUGUUCUAAGGCCAUAGAAUUCUGGCACCCACUUCUGCUCCUGCAAGCUCUACUGAUAAAGACUUCACUCUGAGGUUCCCCAUAAACAACUGGAUAAAGAUACAAAGCAGCUAACUAUUUGCAGACAGGAGGGCAGGCAUUGCUGCGUGCCACCCUUAGGAGCAGAAGCCAGUUUUAGGUCGUCUGACCUUCUGUCUGGAGAGCAAGGAACAGGUAAGCACAGGCAAUACGUUGUGGAAGAGACAGAGAAUGGGACUUGGAGAGGCCAGGAGGAUGAACCUUAAGGCAGAGUCUAGGAAAAAGAGAGAUUUGUACAGAAAGGAGUCCUAGAUAGCCCACAGCGUGUGCGGCAAGUAAGGAUCUGGGCUGUGGGACCUGGGUGGUGGACCACUUUUCUGGCAUGCCCAAGGGUCUGCUUAUCCCAGCACCAACAAUGCAAAUGCAAAACAAGUGCAGAGAAUGGAUGACCACAAACUCAAGGCCAGCCUCCUCUACAUGUGGCAUUCCAAACCAGCCAGGACAACACGUGGGACCCUGUCUCAAUAAUCUCCUUCCCCCCAAAUUUUUUGAGGCCAGCCUAGGGUAUAUAGCUUGAGACUCUAUCUCAAAAAGCAGUGAAAGAGAAAAAGAGGGAGGAGAAAGAGGAAUUAAGGGGAGAAACAGGGAAAAAAAGAAAGAGAAUACUAACAAGAUGACUGACUUCAGAGCUCUGCCAGGGAGGAGGGUGCUCAGGCCCCAGGCCCCAGAGAAAGCACCAUGAGGGAGGGCAAAGCCUCAUCUGCUUCUACAGUCUUGAGGCGCCUAGACAAUUGCUCAACUAUAGAAGAUCAAUGCAGGCUUCUCUGAAAGACAGAGGGAAUUUCAGUAACAUAAGAAAAUGUCUAGGGGCUGGAGAGAUGGUUCAGUGGUUAAGAGCGCUUGACUGUUCUUCCAGAGGUUCAGUAUAUCUCCAAAAAUGAAAAAAGAAAGGAAAAAAAAAAAAAAACAACCCAUGUCUAGUAGCAUCAAAUCAAUCUAUAAGACACAUGAAGUGUAUGGAAAUAUCCAUUAACAAAGAGGGAUAUAAGGCCAGGUUGGCUGGUAGCCACUCCUUUACCCAGCACUUGAGAUACAGAGGCAGACUGAUGUCUGAGUUCCAGGCUAGCCGGUCUACAGAGUGAGUUCCAGGACAGCCAGGGCUACACAGAAAAACCCUGUCUCCAAAAACCAAACCAACACACACGGAGGAAAAUCAGUCAGUGAAAAGAUCUCAGAAAUGCGGGAACUAGCAUGAGCUGUUACGAGGGCUGGAGAUGUGGACUCCCCUAGCACGCACAUAGACCUGGGUUCAAUCCUAGCACCAUAUGAUCCAGACAUCAGGCGCAUUCCCAUAAUUGUAGCACAUAGAAGACAGAAGUAGGAGGACCAGGAGCUGAAGGUCACCCUUGACUACUUAGCUCAGUGGUUCUCAACCAUUCUGAUGCUAAGAUCCUUUAAGACAGUUCCUCCUGUGGUGGUGACCCCACCCAUAAAAUUAUUUAGUUACUAUUUCAUGUCUGUCUGUAAUUUUGUUGUAAAUACCUGAUAUGCAGGCUAUUUGAUAUGUGACCCCUCAAAGGGUGGGAGACUCACAGGUUGAGAACCAUUGAUUUAGUUCUAGGCUAGCCUGGGCUAUUGUCAACACAUUUGGAGGGGCAGUUUUUAAGAAGAUUUUUUUUUUUUUGGUUCUUUUUUUCGGAGCUGGGGACCGAACCCAGGGCCUUGCGCUUCCUAGGUAAGCGCUCUACCACUGAGCUAAAUCCCCAGCCCCAAGAAGAUUUAUUUGUUUGCUUGUUUUUCUCUUUAAUUAUUUUUCUUACUUCUCAACCAAUUUCUCCCAGUCCCUCCCCACAACUACCCCCUUGUCCCCUACCCUAUCCACUCCUUCUUGGUUUCUCUUUAAAAAAGAAAGCUUUGUGGGAUGGUGGUGACACAUGACCUUGAUUCCGAACAGGAUCUCCACAAUCUCAGGAGAGGUGUUUGAAAACAUAGUGUUUUGUUUUGUUUUUUUAAUUACCUUUAUUGUCUUACAGUCCUUACCUCCCCACCCCUGUCUGCCAUCCCACAUUCCUCAUCCCAUUUCUCCUCCCCACUCUCUCCAAGAGGAUGUCCCCACCCCCUGCCAGGCCUUCCACUCCCUGGGACCUCAAGUCUCUUGAAGGUUCGGUGCAUCUUCUCCCACUGGGGCCAGACCAGGCAGUCCUCUGUUGUAGAUGUGUCAGGGGCCUUAGACCAGCAGGUGCAUGCAGCCUGUGUCUAAGAGAGCUCAGGGGUCCAGGUUAGUUGAAACUGAUGGUCUUCCUAUGGGGUCACCUCAGGAGUACCUCAGCUUCUUCCAGCCUCUCCCUAAUUCAACCAUAGGGGUCCCCAACUUCAGUCCAUUGGUUAAGUGUAAGUAUCUGCAUCUGACUCGUUCAGCUGCUUGUUGGGCCUCUCAGAGGACAGCCAUGUUAGACUCCUGUCUGUAAGCACACUAUAACAUCAGUAAUAGUGUCAGGUCUUGGAGCCUCCCCUUGAACUGGAUUCCAAGUUGGCCUGGGCACUGGACCUCCUUUUCCUCAGGCUCCUCUCUGUUUUUGUCCCUGCAGUUCUUUCAGACAGGAAUAAUUCUGGGUCAGAGUUUUUGACUGUGGGAGGGCAACCCCACCCCUCCACUUGAUGCUCUGUCUUUCUUCUGGAAGUUCCCUCUCCCCACUGUUGGGCAUUUCAUCUAAGGUCCCUCCUUUUGAGUCCUGAGAGUCUCUCACCUCCCAGGUCUCUGGUCCUCCUACCUCCCACCCCCCAACCCCAGGUUUCAUAUUUCCAUUCAUUCUGCCAGCCCUCAGGGCUUUUCUCCUGCCCCUCCCCCCAAUACCUGAUCAUGUUCCCCCUUUCCCCUCCCCCCCCCCCUGCUUCUCACAAUUGCUUUCUUCUCCCUCCCAAGUGAGAUUAAAGAAUCCUUACUUGGGCCCUUCGGCUUGUUAACCUUUCUGAGUUCUGUGGGUUGUAUCCUGGGUGUUCUGUACUUUUUUGGCUAAUAUCCACUUAUUAGUGAGAACAUACCAUGCAUGUCCUUUUAGGUCUAGAUUACCUCGCUCAGGAUGAUAUUUUCUAGUUCCAUCCAUUUGCCUGCAAAACUCAUGGUGUCCUCGUUCUUUUUUUUUUUUUUUUUUAAUUUUUAUUUUAUUUAUGAGUACACUGUAGCUGUUUUCAGACACACCAGAAGAGGGCAUCAGAUCUCAUUACAGAUGGUUGUGAGCCACCAUGUGGUUGCUGGGAAUUGAACUCAGGACCUCUGGAAGAGCAGUCAGUGCUCUUAACCGCUGAGCCAUCUCUCCAGCCCCCGAUGUCCUCGUUCUUAAUAGCUCAGUAGUAUUCCACUGUGUAAGUGAACCACAUUUUCUGUGUCUACUCUUCAUUGUGGGACAUCUGGGUUGUUUCCAGCUUCUAUCACAGAUAAGGCUUCUAUGAAUAUAGUGGAGCAUGUGCCUCUAUGGUAUGGUGGGGCAUCUUUUGGGUAUAUGCCCAAGAGUGGUAUAGCUGGGUCUUCAGGUAGAUCUAUUUCCAGUUUUCUGAGGAACCUCAGAUUUCCAGAGUGGUUGUACCAGUUUGCAAUCCCACCAGCAGUGGAAGAGUGAACUCAUUGGCACGGGGAGUGGGAGACUUCCUAAACAAUUCCAAUGGCUCCAAUGAUUUUCAAAAAAUCAAACAACCCAAUCAAAAAAUGGGAUAUUAGAGCUAAACAGAGAAUUCACAACAGAGAAAUCUUGAAUGGCUGAGAAGCACUUAAAGAAAUGUUGAAAGUCCUUAGUCAUCAGGGAAAUGCAAAUCAAAAUGACCGUGAGAUUCCACCUGACACCAAUCAGAAUGGCUAAGAUCAAAACCUCAGGUGACAGCACUUGCUGGUGACAGCACAUGCUGGCAAGGAUGUGUAUUUGUUCUUGACCAGUUGUUUGGUCAGUUGGUUUGAUAAGGUUCACUUUGUAGCUCUGGCUGGUCUCGAGCUCACUAUGUAGACACACUAGCCUCAGACUCACAGAGAUCACCACCUCUGCCUCCUUAGUGAUGGGAUAAAAGGCACACACCACCCAGCAGCGUAAUCACGUUUUUUUAAAAAACAGUGACAAGUGGCCUAGGGAGGAGGUCCAGCUAAGUUUGCCAGGCACACCCAGUGCUCUGAGCCGGGUCCCUGUAACCCACAUAUACGUGGGAGAGGUUAACUCUUCAGCUGACUCCUGCCCCCAAACGUGUACCAUAGACUCUCCACUUAUAUCAUACACCUACACACGCUCACACACACACACACAGAGACACACACACACACACACACAGAGACACACACACAUUCACACACACACUCACACACACCACACACACACACAGAGACACACAUUCACACACACACAGACACACAUUCACACACACACAGACACACACACACACUAAUAAAAAAACAUUUUUUAAAGAAGGAGGUAAAGAAAAAAACCUUAAUGCUAUCAAAGAAAAACUAGCACAUUGUACAUAAGGCUAGAUAAAAAUCCUGAUAGGCUCCUCUUGGAAACUAAAAACCACAAACCAGGAUUUCCACUUGGAAAUACAGACCAGGCCUGGUCUGGUGUAUAUUCCUUCCAGUAACUUUAGUGCUUAGGUUGAAAUAGAAUGGCUGAAAGUACAAGGUUAAUGACACAGAAAUCUUGUCUCCAAGAGCAGUAACUUAAAAAACAAACAGGCAGGGCUGGGGAUUUAGCUCAGUGGUAGAGCUCUUGCCUAGCAAGCGCAAGGCCCUGGGUUCGGUCCUCAGCUCCGAAAAAAAGAAAAAAACAAAAACAAACAAACAAACAAAAAAACCAAACAGGCCUGCCUUUAUGGUUGCACGCCUUUAGUCCCACCACUCAGGAGGCAGAGGCAGGCUGAUCUCUGAGUUCCAGGCUGGCCCGGUCUACAAAAUGAAUCCAGACCUACUCAGAGAAACCCUGUUUCGAAAAAGCAAAAAAAAGGAAAAAGCAAACAUAGCUGGCCUGUAGCUCAGUGUUAGAACACUAGGUGGGCUGAGAACCUUCAAUUGAUAAGAAUGUUUACCUAGAGUCCUCCAUACCCAGCACAGCAUAAAUAUAGUAGCAUGGGUCUGUCAUCCUAGCAUGUGGGGGGAGGGGUGGCAGGGGGAAGGCAGGACAAUCAAGUGAUUCAGCUAUACCUGGAGUUUGAGACCAACCUAGGCUUCCUUUAUUUUUUAAAAAAAGGCCAGCCGUUUUAGCCCAGCAUGCGGUGGGGGUCUUGUGGGGGGUGGAGCAAGGCAGGUAGGUCUCUGAGUUCAGGACAGCCUGGUCUUUAAAACAAGAGGAAAGGCAGGGCUACACAAAGAAAACCUGUCUUGAACCACCCUCAUCAAUGUUUUUUUUAAAAUAGGUCUCACCAGACAGAUGUAAUUUAGUUCAUUCUCUGGCUUCACAAAAUGUAUUUACAUGGUCUAAACACUCUGCUAUCUGACUUGGAGUAAAAGCUAAAAUUGAGCUCUAUCCCGCCCCCAGGAGCCCACACAACAAGGCAGUGACACACACCUAUGGUCCUAUAUAGAUAAAUAAUCACGGUUACUCCACAGACAAGGCAGAAGGACCAGUGGAACCUGGGAGUUCCAUACCAGCACAUGUAUUCUGUGCACAUGGAUGUUCUGCCUACACAUAUGUCUGAAGCCCAAAGAGACUGCUGUAUCCUCUGGGACUAGAGCCACAGACAGUUGUGAGCUGCCGUGUGGGUGCUGGAGAUGGAACCUGGGUCCUUUGGAAGCGCAGCCAGUGCUCUACAGCGCUUGCACGCUCGCUCUCUCUCUCUCUCUCUCUCUCUCUCUCUCUCUCUCUCUCUCUCUGACAGGGUUGAAUACAGCUGAGGGUGACAGUACACUGGAACUCAUCCUCCUGCCUCCAUACCCAAGGUGCUGAGAUUAUAGGAGUUUGUCACCACAGCCACAAGACACCCCCUCUCUCAGGGGAAAAAAAAAUCUAAAAAUAGGUUAAGAAGGCCAAGAAUCCAGCAAAAGAAAAACAACUGACCAGUUAACACAGCUGCUUAGGCUAAUUUUUUUUUUCUGUGAGAGGAUUAAGUCUCAACAAGGAGUGUUUCCUCAGGAAAGCAUCUCUACGGCAGGACACAACAGUCCCAGGUCCUCCACAAAAGAGCACAGCAGGCACACGGUAUCUCUAUACCCACGCAGGCACAGUGCAUAGAAACAAGAUCUCUAGAGGGGACACAAGGAGCACAAAAGCAAUAGCCAAGAAAUGGAAGAAAUGGUUCAGCUCUAGAAAACCAGGACUUGGGCGGGAGAGAUGGCUCAGUGGUUAAGAGCACCGACUGCUCUUCCAGAGGUCCUGAGUUCAAAUCCCAGCAACCACAUGGUGGUUAACAACCAUCUGUAAUGGGAUCUGAUGCCCUCUUUUGGUGUGUCUGCAGACAGCUACAGUGUACUUACAUAUAGUAAAUAAAUAAAUCUUUAAAAAAAGAAAAAAGAAAACCAGGUAUGCAGAAAUAGCAGGUCACUGUUGGGGUCCAGCAGUGGACCAAGCUAAGGUGUCAACAUAGAAUUGCCAUUCCUGUCCAACUUAAAGCCAAGCUCUUUACCUCACCUUCUAGAAAUUAGUCCUAAAGAGACAACUGCCAAAUUCUCAAACAGGCCACUUUCAAUUGGCAAGAAAACAGUUCUCUCUACCCUAAUCCUCUCACAGAAUAGCCUAUAAGGCUAGCCAGUGUUGCUUAAUCAGUUACUUUUCUAUUGUUCUAGCUGCCAGUUCAACCUUGCAAAGAAAGUGGUUUUGUUUAGUUCCUUAAUUUUGUUCUGCUGAGAGGAUUGAGCCCUGGGUCAUGUAUAAGGUAGGCUAGUCCUCUAUCACAGAGCAACAUCUCCAAUAAGGAAAGCUAAAUUGAAAUAACCUUUUCAGCUGACCCUUGUGGCAAAGGCCUGUAAUUCCAGCUUGGGCAGCAAAUCUUCCUGUCUCAGCUUCCAGAGAACUGUAGCAUGAACAGACGUAAGUCACCAUGCCCAGCCACAACAGGACUGGCUUUGUCUUCAGGCCAUAUAUCAUACCAUAAUAUUUUCCUAACGUAAUCUUUCCGUUUGUGCUAUUCUACUGAAUAAGUAUUGACAUGAGUUCAGUAGAUGUUAGUUUGUCAAUAAAAAAAAGGCCAAGCAAGCAGAAAAUAAAGCUAAUCUGCACGCCUGACCUCAACCAAAAGGGGAGCUUGUAUUAAACAUGUAUACACUUUAUUCUGUCACCCCCCACCAUACAGUCUGGCAGUUGUUUAGAGGGUGGGCGUGUAUAUUGUAUGUUAAGUUAUAUGGAAUCAAGAGUGAGGUAGAGUCAGUGGCAUCUUUCAAAACUCAUGUUUAAACACUGAGGCAUCUCAUAUAAGGACUAGGGUAUAUUUAGUGUUGGGGAGCGAGAUGGCCUGGAGCCAAACCCAGUAGAUAUUAAGGUGUGAGUCUACUUGAUUUUAGCAAUUAUACACCAGGAAAUAGGGACAAAGGCCAAAGGACUUAUUAGCCAUAAAUCACAAUGGCACAGGACGUGUGGGUGAGCUUGUAUGCUGCAGCCAUACUGACCCCAGUGUUUAGCACUGGAUCCUAUACACGUUUUACUUGUAAAGCUUGCCAAAGGCAGAACUUUCUCCAUUGAAUAUGUGAGAGAGUGCACAGAAGUGAAGGUCUUGAAAGAUGCGUGAAGAAUCUCCGAGGAGACCGACACCUCUACCUCAUGUGAUUUCGAGGACACAGGCCUCUUCUGAUGGCCGUGAUACUCAGACAUCCCAGUAUCAAAGAAUAUAUUUAAGGUCUGUGCACAUACAUGUGUUUUCCUCCCAGGCCCACAGGCAGGGAAAUAACUGGGGUGGGAGCCAUAGGGGGCUGGGCAGGAGUUGUGACAUCAUCUGGAGGCUGAUGUGUAGAGGUUUGUAUCACAGUGACCCUGUACCCACUUUGUCAUGCUCCAGCCGGUACCGAGCGAAUCAGAUGAAAGGUGAGAAUCUUUCCACACAGGCGUUCUCCCUGCCCAGCCAUAUUGCCUCUUUCUUUCCUUUCCUUUAGCUUGAAUUUGAACUUGCAAUCCUCCUGCAUCUCUGCCUCUCAGGUGUGGAAAUCACAGUGUGAGCCACCAAACCUAGUGUCUUCUUGUUUUUAACUUAACAUUUCCUUUCCUUCCUUUUUUUUUUUUUUCUUUUCUUUUCUUUUUUUCGGAGCUGGGGACCGAACCCAGGGCCUUGUGCUUGCUAGGCAAGCGCUCUACCACUGAGCUAAAUCCCCAACCCCUCCUUCCUUUUUUUUAAGACAUGGUUUGCCCUGGCUUUUCUGGAAUUCACAGAGAUCCGGGUAUGCCAACAUACUAGGCUUAUCUUAAACAUUUUCAUGAUGGAUGGCUUAGAUGAAAAAAAAAUCACAAGUAUUUAUGACUGGGAAAAAAAAUCAUAGAGCUGAACAGUAAUGUCUCAGGCCUUGAAUCCCAGCACUCGGAGGCAGAAGAAGGUGUCACCAAGUUUGGGGCCAGCCAAGUCUACAGAGCAAGUUCCAGGACAGUCAGGGCUACAUAGAGAAGUCCUGUUUGGAUGCCCCCCCCCAACACACACACACACAAAGCCCCCUGGUAUGGUAACCCCCCCCACACACAAAGCCCCCUGGUAUGGUAACACCCCCCACACACACACAAAGCCCCCUGGUAUGGUAACACCCCCCCACACACACACACACAAAGCCCCCUGGUAUGGAUGACCCACACACACACACAAAGCCCCCUGGUAUGGAUGCCCCCCCCCCACACAAAGCCCCCUGGUAUGGAUGCCCCCCCACACACACACAAAGCCCCCUGGUAUGGAUGCCCCACACACACACACAAAGCCCCCUGGUAUGGUAACCCCCCCACACACACACAGCCCCCUGGUAUGGUAACCCCCCCCACACACACACACACAGCCCCCUGGUAUGGAUGCCACACACACACACACACACACACACACAGCCCCCUGGUAUGGAUGCCACACACACACACACACACACACACAAAGCCCCCUGGUAUGGUAACCCCACACACACACACAGCCCCCUGGUAUGGAUGCCCCACACACACACAAAGCCCCCUGGUAUGGAUGCCCCCCCACACACACACAAAGCCCCCUGGUAUGGAUGCCCCACACACACACACACAAAGCCCCCUGGUAUGGAUGCCCCCCACACACACACAAAGCCCCCUGGUAUGGAUGCCCCCCACACACACACAGCCCCCUGGUAUGGUAACCCACAGUUUUAAUCCUAGCACUAGGGAGGUGGAAGCAAAUGGAUCUCUGUGACUUGGGUGCCAGCUUGGUCUACAGAACGGAUUCCAGGCCAACUAGAGUUACAGGAUGGGACUCUGUCUCAAACAGAUUAAAAAAAAAAAAAAUCAAAGGGGCCAUGGUAGCACAUGCUGUAAUUCUGGCACUCAGGGAUUACAGAGUUAAAUUCCUGUCUGAAAAGCACAAUUUUGGGCUUCGAGAUGGGAUAGUAAUUAAAAGAGCUUGCCAACGAGGCUGAUGGUAUCAAGCAAUAACUGACUUGCCAGGCAUGGUGGUAUGACUCCCUGAUUCCAACAUUAGGGAGGCGGAGGCAGGCAGGUCUCUGAGUUCAAGGCCAGCCUGGUCUACAGAGUGAGUUUCUGGAAUGUCCAGGGCUACACAGAGAAACCCUGUCUUGAAAAGGAAAGAAGGAAGGGAAGAAGGAGAGAAGGAGAGAAAGAAUGAAAUGACUCCUGGAUGUUGUCCUCUAAUGGCCAUGUUUGUGUAGUCACACAUAUCACACACACACACACACACACACACACACACACAUGUAAUAAUAGUGGCAAUAAUGACGGUGAUAAUCUAACCAUUGAAAUAUAGGAGCUGGACAGACAGCUCAGUGGUUAAGAGCACUUACUGUUCUUGUAGAGGAUCUAGACUGGGUUUUCAGCAUCUGUGUCUGUCAGCUCAUGACUGCCUUAAUUCCACUCUAGUUCCAGGAGACAAUACCCUCUGGCCUCCACCGGCAUCUGCAUGCAUGCGUUGCACAUAAACUCAUGCAAAUACACAUUACAUUUUAAAAUUUUUUAGGGUUGGGGAUUUAGCUCAGCGGCAAGCGCAAGGCCCUGGGUUCAAUCCCCAGCUCCGAAAAAAAGAAAAGAAAAAAAUUUUUAUAUUUUAAAUGAUUAAAAAAAAUAAAAUUUGUGCUGGAGAGAUGGCUCAGCAAUUAAGAGCACUGACUGCGGUUGGGGAUUUAGCUCAGCGGUAGAGCGCUUGCCUAGCGAGCGCAAGGCCCUGGGUUCAGUCCCCAGCCCCGAAAAAGAAAAGAAAAGAAAAAAAAAAAAAAAAAAAAAGAGCACUGACUGCUCUUCUAGAGGUCCUGAGUUCAAUUUUCAGCAACCACAUGGUGGCUCACAACCAUCUGUAAUGGGACCCGAUGCUCUCUUCUGAUGUGUAGACAGCUAAGGUGUACUCAUAUAAAUAUAAUAAUAAAUAAAACUUAAAAAAAUAAAUUCAAGCCAGUCUGGCUGCUCAUACCUGUUAUCUUAGCAUUCAGGAGGCUAAGACAGUAGGAUUCACAUUAGUUCUAAGCCAUCCUGGACAACAUAGUGAGUUUCAGGCCAGCUUGACCUACAGAGUGAGAUCCUGUCUCAAAACCAAACAAUUUAGCAAGUCAAGAAGGCACUGCAGCUUCCACCUCUGGUGGGAACCUAAUGCCCAUAUUCCUCCGCCUGCCGGAUGGCCAGGCAGUCCUACAACAUAAUGAAGCCAGAAAGGGGACAAGCAGAUUGUAAAGAGAAAGCCCUUUCUGCCCCACCCACCCCAGUCUCCUCAGCACCACCACACCUGUCAGGAGACACUCUUUAUUCCAGUAUCACAGGGUCUGCUCCAGGAACCCACAAAAAAAAAAAAAAAAAAAAAAAAAAAAAAAAAGCUUUAAUUCCAGUACUUGGGAAGCAAGGGAGAGACCAAAUUGGUCUACAUAGACUUUUCCAGGCAGCCAGAGCUACAUAGGGAGACCCUAUCUCAAAACAACAAAAACCAGAAAGGUUAGAGUGAAGACAGACUGUUCAUCUUAUAUUGUGGAAGGUCCCAGUUUGUUUUUAUUUAUUUUAUGUAUAAAAAUUAUGGUUUUUAUGGGUUAGUUAUGGGUGUGUGGAAUUGGAACCAAGUCCUGUGUAGGAGCAACAAGUGCUUUUAGCCAUUACUUCUACCCUGGAAGGCUCCAGUUUAACCUCCAACACUGCAAAACAAACCUGACAGCAUAUACAUAUAAUCCAGCACUUAGAGGCCUGAGCCAGGGACUGGAGAGAGAUGGCUCAGGGGUUAAGAGCACUGGCUACUCUUCCAGAGGUCCUGAGUUUAAUUCCCAGCAACCACAUGGUGACUCACAACCAUCUGUAAUGGGAUCAGAUCUGGUAUGUCUGAAAACAGCUACAGUGUACUUUAAAUAAACAAACAAACAAAUAAAUAUCUGCCUCUUUAAAAAGGAGAGGCAGAGGGGUUGGGGAUUUAGCUCAGCGGUAGAGUGCUUGCCUAGCAAGCACAAGGCCCUGGGUUUGAUCCCCAGCUCCGAAAAAAAGAAAAGAAAAAAAAAAAAAAAAAAAGGAGAGGCAGAUACUUUACAAACUAGAUAGGAAGAUCUAGAAUAAUGCACUCUAUUGUAUGUAAAUUAAAAAUGAUUUAAGAGGCCUGAGAGGUGGUUCACCACGUUAGGGUAUUUGCCUCUGAGCCUAACUUGAGUUCCAUCUAGGAACCGUCUCUAUGAAAGGAAAUAACUCUCACAAGUUGUCCUGUAGCUUCCAAAGUGCAUGCUGUGGCACACAUGAACCCCCUCCCACACCCAACGCACACACGCGCACGCGCACACACACACACAUACUACUACUACUACUACUACUACUACUACUACUACUACUACUACUACUACUACUACUACUUCUUACUACAUUCUUUCUCCUUGGAGAUCUGGGUCUAUCACUGGCAAGAUCAAGCCAAGACUAUGUAGUCUGCCUUGUCUUUCCACGUGUGUUGUUUGGAGACCACUUGAGAUCCUUGAAGGAUACUUAUAAUUCUCAUCAAGCCAUUGGAGGCCUCUUAAUUGUUCUCCUCUGUGGAUUUAGGGACACCAGGGGAGGCCAUUAUUGCUGACAAGCAGGCCAGGAGCUCCAGCAUCAUGGGAGUAUAGUAGAACCCAGGGGACAGAGCCAAUGGAAGAGCCUGGCACCCCGCCCCCAAUAGCUUGAGUAAAAGUCUGCUGUGGAGAGUCAGCCUGAAGAGAAGAACCUAUAACCCUUUUUUAAAAGGAUAUAAAAGGGGGUUGGGGAUUUAGCUCAGCGGAAGAGCGCUUGCCUAGCAAGCACAAGGCCCUGUGUUUGGUCCCCAGCUCCGAAAAAAAAAAGAAAAAAGAAAAAAGAAAAAAAAAGAAAAAGAAAAAAAAAGAUAUAAAGCAAAGGACUUCCUAGACUGACGAGCAGGUACCCAGCCCUGAGGUGUGUUCCCACCCAGGCCCAGACACUGGGCAGUGCCAGGAAAACUUUAUUGCAGAGUGGCAGCCACUUCACUUCUGCUGUUCCUAAAGUCGUGGCUCUCGAAGCUGCUUCAGAAAGGGCCGGGGAGUGUAGGUGGAGCUGCUGCCUUUCUGAGCUCCUGAAUAGACCUUCACAAUUUGGCUUUGAUUCUUUCUCUUGCUAAGUAGAUGAUGCUGUCUUCCUUCUUUUCUUCUCUUCCAAGCCAUACACUCCUUUUCCUUUUCUUAAAGAGUUGGCUGGGCCCCCUAACACCAUGGUAACAGGAGUGGUGACAGUAGUUGUCUUGUAUCCUUCCUAAAUCGAAGGGGAUUAGGCUGAAGUUUCUAAAUGUGAUGAUUGCUGUGUGCUUCUCAAUGGGAUCUUUAUCAAGCUCAGCAUUUCUCCUAGCAGGGGCUGGAGUUCAGGGCUGGAGUGUGUGCUUAGCAUACACAAAGCCUCGAGUUCUGUCCCCAGAACUGUAAAAAGGUACUUUCUACCCCGGAUAUGGAUAUUCGUGUCAUCACAGACAGGCCUUAAACCUUGCCCAGUACUUUAUCUCUGCUGAAGUGAACAUGGAGAAGCAGACUUCGUGUGGGCCAGCCUUGAGGGGCAGCCGUGAGCUUGACAUUGCAGCAAUGUGCUCGCCUAGAACUGAUUGGGUUUGUCUUGUCUGUAUUUUAUGGGUUUGUGUGUGUGUGUGUGUGUGUGUGUGUGUGUGUGUGUGUGUGUGUGUGUGUGUGUCUGGGAACAGGGCAUGUA
Molecule: messenger RNA, 38065 nt
Organism: Rattus norvegicus (Norway rat)
Lineage: Eukaryota; Metazoa; Chordata; Mammalia; Rodentia; Muridae
Source: RefSeq, a predicted model, not a curated record